AGCUGUCAAAGAGUCGACUUUCAGAAGAAAGUGUCUCUCCUAUUUAGACUCUCCCCAACCACGAUCUGCACCUCUCCAAUCAGCCACGGCUAAUCAGGACAGAGACAAACUCAAAACUCAUCCACCAGCCUCUCCUCGGGAAUUCAUCAAAGAUCUUCAUCAGAGUGCCAGCUUGCAGCCUGCCCUAUGGAAUUUGGACUUGUGCAUCCCCACAGUGCUGCAUGCACUCAUUCCUAAAAGGACUUCAAGGUUGCCUGGGAUGUGUUGGCUGAGAGCUGGGUGAUGGAGUCUCUGCAUUUCCCAGCAGGACCUGGCACAGAGGAGAUGCCUGGUAAUAAUGUCAGAUCUGAAAACCUACUGUGUGCAGCUCUGUGCUGAAAGCCUUAUGUGCAUUAAUAUCUCAUUUGACCCCACCAUGGCUCCAUGAGUUGGGUACCAUCAUUUUCACUAUUUUACAAAGGGGGAGGCUAAGGCUUGGAAAGGUUGAGUCCUGGCUAAGGUUGCACAUAGAAACAAGAGCUGGCAAUGAUUUCAGGGCUUCCUAUAUGCCAGGUAUUAUCCACAGCACUUUACACAGUCAUGCAAAGAUCACUACCACACUAGGCAGGCUCAGAAAGGUUAAGCCAUUUGCCAAGGUCACCCAGGCGUGCAAUUAUUGAGCACCUGCUGUAUACUUUGGAUGUGAUGGGCCAGGGGCAUCUCACCUCUGUUCUCAGGCCUGUGACCCUCCACACCUGCUGCCUCGCCCAGGUGGCUGCAACCAGUUGUGGGCUAAAAAAAUUCAGCAAAUGGUCACUGAGCUCCCCGGGUCCCAGAUGCUGAUCUCUGUCAGUAAAUAGAACAUGCUGUCUCACCUUAAUCUCAUUAGAACCCAGAUUCCAGGUGGAGCUAUAACUGUGCCCCUCGAGUGGACCAUCUUGGCAGGUGGUGAGCACCCCUUCACCUGGAGAGUCCAAGCAGGACCACCAUGGAGGAAAAUCCCUACACAGAUGUUGCGAACUUUUCCAGGAAGCAACGCUGCAGGCAGGGGACGCAGCUCGUGCUGUUGGGGCUGGGGACCGCUGCGCUGUGGGCCGUGCUGCUAACCCUGCUUCUCCUGUGGCACUGGGACACUGCCAAGAACCUGAAACAGCUGGAGGAGACAGCCGCCAGGAACGUCUCUCAAGUUUCCAGGAACUUGGAAAGACACAAGAGUCAGCAGCUGGGCCAGGAAUCCCAGGCUGCCAAGAUGGCGCAGAACAUGGAGAAAAUCCAAGUUGAACAGGAAACAAUGAAAUCCCAGGACUCUGAACUCUCCUGGAACCUGGAUGGACUUCGAGCUGAUCUGACCAACUUCAAGUCCCUGAGCUUGAACGAGAAGCGCACAGUUGUGGAUUUAUUGGAGAAACUCCAGGAGGAUGUGGCGAAGCUGCGGAUAGAGCUACAGGAGUUGAACGGCUCCAAGUGCACCACGUGCCCCGAGAAUUGGGUCAACUUUCAGAAGAAGUGCUACUACUUUGGGGAGGGUGCCAAGACCUGGAUCGAGGCCCGGUAUACUUGCGAAGACCUUCAAGGGCGCCUGGUCAGCAUCCACAGCUUGGAAGAGCAGGCCUUCCUGACCAAACACGCCGACAUGAAGGGCUCCUGGAUUGGCCUUCGGGACCUGAACGUGGAAGGGGAGUUUAUCUGGAUGGACGGGAGUCCUGUGGACUAUAGCAACUGGCAGCUGGGGGAACCCAACAACCAAGCCCAGGGCGAGGACUGUGUGAUGAUGCUGGGCUCCGGGAAGUGGAACGAUGCCUUCUGCCGCAGCAAGCAGGACGGCUGGGUGUGCGAUCAGCUGGUCACAUGCUGAGAACCCGCUGCCUCAGCUUCCCCGUGGCCCUGGGACCUGUUCCCAUCAGCUUCCUGCCAUCCCCAAGUGCACCUACCCCUGCCCCCCCCACAUUGCUCCCCCAUCACCCCUUCCUAUGAGAACAGCCAGGACCAGAGUGGGACACAGAGGACCCCUGACAAGGACAGAAGGGUCCUGGUGACAUUUACUCUGGCCCAAACUGGUACCCCGGGAAGACCAAGGCAGCUAGCCUAGCACCCCCCCUCCUGCUGAUGCCCUAGGUGGCUUGUCCCUUGCUGCCCAGCCGGCCUUCGUCACCACCUCCCUGCCUCCAAGUGCUCUGAAUUCCCUGAAGGCUCGCAGCCCCCACCCCACUUCCUGCCAGCGGGGACACCCACCCCUCACCCCAGACCAUGUCUCGGACCUCAGCAUGCUUCCUCUAAGCCCCCCCCCCCACCUCCUCCCUCCCCAGAUGCAGCUCCUCAGCAUCAGAAGGCGGAGACCCCAGGCUCAGGCAGUGAGGCCCCCCACCCUUCUGUAUCAAUAAAAUGGGGUGAUGCUGA
Molecule: messenger RNA, 2376 nt
Organism: Choloepus didactylus (southern two-toed sloth)
Lineage: Eukaryota; Metazoa; Chordata; Mammalia; Pilosa; Megalonychidae
Gene: FCER2
Product: Fc fragment of IgE receptor II
Exons: 12
Coding region: 968-1834 (288 amino acids)
Source: RefSeq, a predicted model, not a curated record